AUGAUGAACUGGAUCUAUGGCGCCCCUUCUCUGACCCUUACCAUCUCGCACACUCUCAACAUCAUGUUACAGAAAUCCAAGAUAGAAUCCGAUUCGGCGCAAAUUGAUCCCAUACAUCCAGCUCAUGGCAUAGUCGGAAUGAUUGUUGAGACUGAUGCUGUCUUCGGAAAUGUCACGGAAGACGGGCCUAAUUACCGUAAUGUUGGCUGGAUAGGCACAACUGCCUUGAUGAUGAAAACCCAGAUUGGACUUGGGGUUCUUUCUAUGCCCCUCGUCUUUGGUACCUUGGGUCUUAUUCCGGGGAAUAUUCUCCUGUUGACUAUCGCCGGUAUUACGACUUGGUCAAAUUAUAUGAUCGGAGUCUUCAAGCUCCGUCAUCCCGAAGUAUAUGGCAUUGACGAUGUGGGACGGAUGUUCUUUGGCCAAAUCGGCUGCGAGCUCUUCGGUGCUGCAUAUGCACUCUUCUAUACUGUAGCCGCUGGAUCGGCCAUGCUGAGUAUCUCGACGGCCCUCAACGCACUUUCCUCUCAUGCUGUCUGUACUGCGGCUUUUGUGGCUGUUGCAGCUGUGAUUGGGACCGUCCUUCAGCAGCACCUUCAACUGGUAUAUGGAAGUCCGACUAUAAGAUUGUCAAUAAUCCAAGUUUCACCGACGCCGUCUCAGCAAUUUCUACACUUGUCUUUACCUAUGCUGCUCUUGGGUCCGCUGGCGUGA
Molecule: messenger RNA, 714 nt
Organism: Aspergillus oryzae RIB40
Lineage: Eukaryota; Fungi; Ascomycota; Eurotiomycetes; Eurotiales; Aspergillaceae
Exons: 5
Coding region: 1-714 (237 amino acids)
Source: RefSeq, a predicted model, not a curated record